UUGCGAUAAGUAUGUGGUCAGAUUGGGUGCUGCAAUUGUCGUGAAGCUCUUCCCCACUGUCAGUCUUUGUCAAUGGAACGUAUGAUGCAGAACAGUAUGUGGUGUGGAAGGCUUCAAUAUUCCUCAGUCAGUUGUUUCGACGGGUAUUCGCAAAUAGCCGAGAGAGAGUGCAGAGACUUGACUGUUGUUAGGAGGUGUCCUUCUUGCGACACACAUCAUCAUGUGUAUAGCACAUAGCCAUUGCAAAGUCAGACCAAGAGUAGUAAAUCCUGCGUAGAACGACUACGGUGUAAAUAUACGAA
This is a messenger RNA of Aspergillus fijiensis CBS 313.89, 302 nucleotides long. RefSeq lists its product as uncharacterized. The transcript has a single exon. The coding region runs from base 73 to 237 and encodes 54 amino acids. NCBI's taxonomy places the organism in Eukaryota, Fungi, Ascomycota, Eurotiomycetes, Eurotiales, Aspergillaceae. The record is from RefSeq and is a predicted model, not a curated record.